UUGCAGCUCAGCCGUCACACCGUCCUGAGAGCUCUUCUCAUCUGCUCUGGUUAAAGCCCAAGACUGUUUUUCUUUUUUUUUCUUUUCUUUUGCUCUUUUUAUGGCUUAUGAGACUGUGGCUGACAUCAAUGACGAACCACAAUAGGACGCACCUUUUGGAAACUUCCACAACCUGUCCACACCUUUCUCAAAGGUCGCCGACCCCUGCAAAGGAUUUAAACCACUUGGACUUCUCUCUGUCUAUGUUUGUGAAUUUUCACGAGUCAAAUGAGAAUUUUCGGCAAGUGAAGAGAUGGCAAAGAUGCAAGGACUCUAUGUAGUACUACUGACAGCUCUAGCCUUGUGGAAAUAUUGCCUGGCAGAAUGGAACGGUACCGACGCGUCGUCCAACCGAACCACAUCCGCAUGUCAGCUUCAUGGCAAGAAAGACAACUGCACAGCAGGACAAGACACGGGACAGUGGGACGGCCACUUCACGAAAUGUCCUGAGAGCCUGUCACAUUACUGUGUCCACGGAGAGUGUCGUUACAUUAAGGAACAGGAGACGCCAUCCUGCAGGUGUCAGAGCCAAUACUACGGAGCCAGGUGUGAGUAUGUGAGCUUGGACUGGUUGAAAGGAGACGGACAAGGCAUCCUGAUAGGCUGCACCAUUGCGGGGCUUCUGUUCUUGAUUUUCCUCAUUGUUUCCAUCUGCGUCUGUUCACAUCGCAGGAAAGGACGGAGAAGAAGACGGGCGAAGGAGACAAAAAACGGGACAGAGAAGGACAACAUGCUGAGCACGAGUACAUCAAAGACGACGGACUCCACAGAGAUGACACGUGUCCAGGACAGCAUCGGGGGCCCCUAACGAAUACCACUUCCAGAGUGGCCCCUGUCAACCUGUGGUAGGAGCUCGGAAGCUCCGCCUCCUCCUUUUUAAAGUGCUGCCGGGUCUGAAACAUUAAACAGGCCUCUGGAACGAGAGGAAGAUGCCCUCCUGGAUUUACGACAAAUAUGAAGUGGGGAGGAGUGUUCAGUUGCCCUGGUGCUGGAGAGGAGGCUUUUGUUUUGAAAGCUGUGGAGCAACAGACAUGGCCUUUCACCGGGCGCCGCUGAUCACGCAGCACUAAAUAAAUUGUUGCUAUGUUGGAAAAAAGCUGCAAGGCCAGCUGGCAGCCAGUGAUAACAGUCAGUCAGGUUGGCCUGCAACUGGCAACUGUGGGAGACACGUUUACACUGCCAGAUGAGAGGAGAGCCUUUGUGCUUCUAGGGAAAUCGAGCGACAUACAUCAACCUUUAAACAGACCGUAAUGCCAAACCUCAGUGCUACAGCCCCUGGUUUGUUUACUGUCUGACGGGCUUUUCUCUGUAAUGUCGCCGUUUCAUUAUCCGCGCCACGUUACGGCCAGUUAUCACUUUCAACUUAUCACUACAGAGUCACGUCUCCACUCAAGCUCGCAGACACUAUCAUGCACAUGACCAAUGCAAGAGAGAAACCGGUACACGUCAGAGCUACAUGAACUGCACGGCUCAAAGCGGACAAGUAGAUCUUGUGUUGUGCUUUUUUUUAUUUUUACUUUUUUUUAUUUAUAUCUGUAUAUUUGGAGCCGAGCAGCCUGGAGGCUGCGGCACAGAACAGCUGAGUCUGUGUGCACGGGCUGACAGUGCUCCCCUGUUGGAGACACUUUUUAGAGCCGCCAAACCUUCGCUGAGGUUUCGACCUGUGUCUACGUCGACAUUAACCCAGAGCCAGGUAAAUCUGCCUCUGCCAUUUAUAUCACGUAUCAUUAAACAUGCUGUCCUGUCCUGUACUUUUACUGCGGCAAGAAAUAACAUUUGAUAUUUUUUACCUCUAAA
This is a messenger RNA of Fundulus heteroclitus (mummichog), 1836 nucleotides long. It is a transcript of the gene btc, whose product is annotated as betacellulin, epidermal growth factor family member. The record is from RefSeq and is a predicted model, not a curated record. The coding region runs from base 293 to 847 and encodes 184 amino acids. NCBI's taxonomy places the organism in Eukaryota, Metazoa, Chordata, Actinopteri, Cyprinodontiformes, Fundulidae. The transcript is spliced from 5 exons. Gene Ontology annotation, biological process: positive regulation of cell population proliferation; epidermal growth factor receptor signaling pathway; positive regulation of mitotic nuclear division.